AUGGAGAAGUCUACAGCCACAUCGAACAACCACUCCGAGCAGACUCAUCCUGCUUCGCAGAACGAUAUCGAACAGCAGAAUGAGACCGAGCAGCAACAGCCUCCUCAGUACGAGAACCGCGACUACAGCUCAUCUUCCAACGACCGACCCACGACCCCUGCCCCCGCGUAUCAAGGGCCGCAGGACAAGUAUGCUGUCCCCCAAGGUCAAUCACACCAGAGCUUCAACAGUUUGCCGAUCCAGAACCUGCAGAGCCAGAAGUCUGGUGGGAUGAUGCAUUCUAUUGCUGCGCUGGCCUGUUUCACCAGCUGCCUGGGCUGUAUCCCGUAUCUCAUCGGUUCCCUGAAGGAUGUCCAUCAUCAGUGCGGCAACUGCAAUAUGCCUCUUGCUGAUUACCAUCGAAGCGGUCAUACUGAAGUGCGCUGCUUCCAAAAAUAA
Molecule: messenger RNA, 438 nt
Organism: Fusarium sp. VM40
Lineage: Eukaryota; Fungi; Ascomycota; Sordariomycetes; Hypocreales; Nectriaceae
Source: the annotation of a GenBank genome assembly